AUCACUCGAAAGCUCUCUCUUCUCUGUAUUUCCCCUUGAUUCUAACUUUCUUGUUCAUCAGCCUUUGAGUUUCGUUCAUGGAUCAGUACCAAAACCACCAACAUUUUCCUGACGAUGAUUCCAUGGAUCCUGACAAGUUCAUCGAGAGCUUCAACCUAGCAUCAUGCGCGGAGGAAAAAAGGCAUGAGUUUGAUCUCCAAUAUUCGGUGUCUUACACACAAAGACUGAUUCAGGAACACCUGGGAAUUUCUGUAGUCCAAGAUUUAGCGUUUUCUUCGUCAGCUGCUUCAUCUUCGUUUCAGAUGCUCCAACAAACCAUCGAUCAGUUGGCUCCUCAUCAUGCUGGUUCUGAGCAGAACAUGCCUCAGUUUUGGAAAGACCUUAUCAAAAUGUCUGAUCCUCAAGUUCGCCAGAAGCCUGCUGCAGAAACAUCACUUGCUAGGAUUCUCUGAAGUAAAUUUGCUUCAAAGUGAUGAGAGAAAAUGAGAGGCAUGCCACAGUUUGGGUUCCUCUCAAUUUUCAUAUCUCUCACUUUUACUUCAAAGGAUCCAGAUAACAUCAGUGCAUAUCAGUACUGCAAAACACACCUAUUCUCAGAUAAAGCAAAGGACUUUGACUAAAAGGCCUGCAAAAGGAGAAGAGUCAAAAGCCUCCAAUGGAGACACAAAUUACUCUCAAGUCUCAUCAGAUCUGAUCCUUUCAGAUAUUUGCUACACCACCUCUCUUCAGUCAGAUACUUCUUCUGAUCUGUACGGAAACUCUGAUCAUGAUCACUCACUCUACCCGAACCAUUUUGAAUUCAUACGCUCUAACCGCUUCAACUGAAUCCAAGGAUCUAAUAAGUUGAAGCAGUUGGAGAUUGUUGGUGUACAAGGAGAGAGAGCUCAAGAUCUUAAUCCUGCCAUAAUCAAUUCCAAUCCUUCCCAUAAUUUAUCCACAACAAGAUCCCUCACAGACAGUUCUGGCAAUGUUAUUGUCACUUCUCCACACCCCUCUGUUGAUAAUUCUACAAGGCCUAAUGUUUCCUCCGUGGAAAGUGAUAGUCACGUCGUUGAUAUGCCCAUAACCCCUUCUCCAUUACCACCACAUGAAGAUAAUAACAGACUAGGCUUCACAGUUUUGAUUGUUGAAUGUGUAGGUGCUCUGACCAAUCUUAAUGUUUCAUCAAAACCAAAAAGUGACCAGGUUCUGGAUUACGUUGUGGUGGCUUGUUUUGCACUUGCCUUCCUUAUUUCUUCAACUGCUCUUCUGUUGCAUAAGAGAAAGCCUGCGAUUGCUGAGUGGAUGCAAAAAGCUGCGUUUGUGAUUGGGACUUUUGGAUUCAUGGGAAUAAUGGGCAUUCUUUUGCCUUCAACAAUCACUUGGUGCUUCACUAUUUUUGCCUUCUUGCUUUGCAUGUUAAUGUUUGCUGUUGCAAAUUGGAUUGAGUGAGUGGAAUCCAGUUGAACUCACACGUGUGACUCUGCAUGCUAUAAGUAACUAUUAUCGUUGCCCGUUUUUCUUGGUUCUUAAGAUGUAAAGUAGUCUCUAUGAUUCUCGAGACGAGUUAUUUUGAAUUUUAUAUGUUGGUUACUACA
Molecule: messenger RNA, 1577 nt
Organism: Neltuma alba
Lineage: Eukaryota; Viridiplantae; Streptophyta; Magnoliopsida; Fabales; Fabaceae
Exons: 3
Coding region: 78-452 (124 amino acids)
Source: RefSeq, a predicted model, not a curated record